AUCCUAUCAGUAUCAGCGUGUCGAACUGUCGGCGCCUCGGUGGUCUCUGCUUUUAUUCAUUCCCGACCGCAUUUUCUGCACAUGGGCUUUUUUGUCUUUGAUGUGUCAAUUUCUCUUCAUGUUGCAAGUUGCAAUUUGUCUAAGGUUGGUCACGACUCUUGAGCUAGUCCACUUGAUCUUUCGUCGAUCGUCAAAGCCUUCGCUAUAUAAGGUCUAUUCUUGUAUUGACACUGGACAUUCCUGCGAUUGAAGCAGAACACAUGAGAUACAGGUCUCAUCUACCCAUCUAUAAAGAUCAUCUUUAAUGAUAUGAAAGCUGCACCCAUUCUACAUGUAAAAUGAAAAUUUGGUUGCAAGGCUUUUAUUCGUCUCAUCAACUUCCGGCCACAAUAACGAUUUAGCAGCAAGGACAUGGAAUGGCUGCAGAAACCUGCUACUAAGUUUUCAGCGGUUUCAUAACCCUACGCUAACCUAGCUCAUGAAGGAAUGUUAGAUGUCUUAAUAGUUAAAGAGCCUGGAUGGUUUUUGGGAAAGUUCAAGAAGAUCCCAGUAAUAAAGGAUCUAAAUGACAUGGUCGCUGACUCGCUGAGCAAACGAUGGCUUAUUCUACAAUCCCAACUCUUCCUUUCUGUGCAGACGUCAAAAGCCAUUUGAAGCAUUUAGGCUUGGUCCUUUGUUGUUGGUGCGUUGGUAUUGGCAGGAAGAUGAAAACUUUUACCGGAUUCGUGUAACCAAAGAGUUGGUCAACCAUGCUGAAGUUCAAUUAAUCGGCUAUGGAAAACAGUCUCUAAAUACCACGCUGCAAAAUUUUGGCACCCCUAUUAUCGUGAUUCCAACGCAACUUCAUCCGUGAUCCUUCUGUUGUGUUCAUUUCUCUUGUCGUGACACGUGACGUCGUUCGUGGUUCCUAAGCUAAAAGGAGAAGAACAUUUCUUCAACUACAAGAAUUCUAUCACGCCAAGGAGGGAAAACGCCAAGCUUCGAAACUCUUCUAUUCCAGACAUGACCGUUAGCCAUCAAAGCAUUUGUGCGAAGAAUUGUGUUAGAGGGUUAGAGAUUUUCCAAGUAAGCUCCAAAAGCGGGACUCCAACAACCCUUAAUAAGAAAUUGGGAAUUUCUUAUUUUGGCUUUUCGUUUACUAGAGAAAAUUCCGUCACAUUUACUUUGUACGUUUCCAAUAAUUCUUCCAAGUUGUCUGAUGUGGGCGUCAAGUCUCCUUGGGCCGCUUGGGUCAGAAUUUCACGAAAGACUUGGCCAGCAUGUCUGUUCCAUUUCGUCAUUAAAAAAUUUUUAAAAAAAACUUUGAUUUUUUUCCAAUCUUUUUUCAAAUUGUUAAACUCGUUCACCUCACAGUUUUCCUCCAUUUCAUGAAGGACUGUUUGAGAUGGUCAACGACGGACUCUUCCAAUUGCCGGACGCCUUUGUUGUUUGUUGCUGGGUAGACCAGCCUCUCUGGUAUCUGAAUCGUUGGGGAAUUUGCGUGAGAACAACGGCCACCAAUCGGCUGAUUUUGUCACUUGAUUUUGCAGUUGGCUCGGGUAGACUUUGGUGUGAGCAUUGACCCAAAACUGCGCCAAAUUUCUUAUGAAAUAUCGUUGGAAAUUGAUCAUUUGAAUUUAGUAAAUAAUUACGUCGUUUUGCUUGAAUAAAGCCCAAACUUGUUGCAUGGCGCCAGUUGGAUCUGUGACGUUUUUUGUGAUUCCGGUUGAAGGAUUGAUGACUCGCAUCGUCUGGUUGGUUUUGUUCCGAUAAAGAACAAAGGCCGUCUCUCCUUCGGGCACUGUCAUUCCCAACAGAACGUACACCUCCUAAUGGAGAGCGGCCAGGUAGUUGUGUAAAAGGAUGGCCCGCUCUUCGUCCACGCCCACCAGCCAUCCCAGCACCGUCUGUUUAAACAUUUAACUAAUUCAAGAUCACAAAGAAUUAUUUUUUAUGAAAAUUUUUACUUGGCAGGUAAACCAAAUCUUUGUUGUCAGAAUGGGCCGGUCAUUAGGUUUAAGAGAUUUUUUGUUUCAUGUUGUGACGUUCUAUUUACAAGACGAUCGUCUUCAUCCGCCAUAAAAGUAGCUCCCCCUUCCGUGUGACGUCUAUUGACAGCCACUUCCAACAACUAAACAAGACGAGAUAAGACGCUUAUAGAUGAGUUCCCUUGCAUUUUUUUGUUCCCCUUUUCACUUGAAUGAAACAGAUUAUCUUAACAGAUUACCUCGAAUAAAUUCUCUCCAUCAACUAUUUCUUUCUUAUAAGUUCCUUUCUUUUCAUUCUCAGUAAAGAGUCUUAAACUACAGUCUCAUCGAAUCACUGCCAUUUCAAUUCAGCGCGAAAUCUGCCAGUGCCAGCCAAUAAAAAGUGAGCGAAAGGGGUUUUGUUGGGGUGGCAAAAUCCACACGUUAGGGCGGGGAGUUACUUUGCGCAAUUUACCUUAAAAUUGUCUACAGCUUUCGCGCUGUGACAUAAGCUGCUGCGUUGCCAAAUAUUCGCAUGAGCCCUAUAUAACUGGCUAUUGUUUUGUUUUUAAUCCAGUCUCUAUGAAUGAAUCCUUCGAACAACAUUCAUUAAGAUACUUCUUUGCCAACCUACAUCAUUUUCAAACGUCACCAUGCCUAGAUUGCCUCAACCCGAAUCUCUCGUUAAACUGUGUGUCAAGUGCGUAACAAAUGCAAGGAGUAGAUCUGCAAAUAAAAUUCCAGCAGUUAUGCGGAAUUGUAAUAUGACCGCUAUCAAUUCUAAAUUUUUCCCCAAUGCAUUUCAUCAAUUACCCGUUGCGCUCCUGGAGGAAAUCAUUUUUGCUUUUACAAUGAGGCGAAUGAGAGACAGAGGACAAAUGCCGCUCCCACAUCCAUAUUUCCUUCAUUAUCUCCUCACUCCACAAAUUCAACAUUUAAGUUUUUCUAAUUACUAUGGGGGUUACUUGGGUUUAUUCCCCAAGCUUGAAAAUUUACUAACAUUGGACCUUGGAAAAACUGGAGUGAAAGAUGACUCUUUAAAAAGCAUUGGAAUUUACUGUUCCCAGUUAAGGUCGCUGAAUUUAAAAUGUUGCACUGACGUGACAGACGAUGGAAUUCGAUGGCUUUGUGGGGUGGAUUUUCCGGGAAUGGGAAAAUCAAGACUUUGCAAGACCAUCCAAAAAUUAAGUAUUCUUCACACAAGUGUUACUAAGAAAGGAAUUCAAGUUGCGCUGAAAAAUUUCCUGUUCUUGAGUAUCCUUGAAAAUUGUUAUAUUGUAGAUGCAUUGGCAGAGUUGGCCCAAUCAGCGAUAGAUUCUAAGCAACCCGGCUUUUAUAAUAAUACGUUCUCAAUUUCUACCUUGUACACAUCUCCUGAUACGCCUUUAAGGAGUAAUAGUCUGCCACUAGCCCUCCCUUUAUGCCAUUUAGUUAAUCAGGUUUCAAUUUGUGUAACCAAGGAACUGAAAGAUAGUGAUCUUUUGUGCUUAUUGUCGAUCAAGAUGCUUCGUAAACUUGAAAUCGGCGGUUCUUCAUUUUGUCUUAUAACAGGCGAAACUGCUAUUACUUUUGAUGGAGGUGUGGCUCCACUUCUCAUGGCAUAUGGAAGAUCAUUGGAGACUCUUAUGUUGGGGGGUGUAAAAUUAGUUUGUCUUUCCAGCAUAAUGCUAACGAAUUUUACAUCGUCAUUCCACACGGUGAAACUAAAUAACUAAUUACCCGAUCAAGUGCAUUCCAACCCAUCCGGAUGUCAACGUUUCGCUCAUCUUCGAACAACAAUUCACAGCAAUAGCUAAAAACAUAACUGAACCAAAAAGCGAUUUGAUAUCAGAUCCUAAUUCCAAUUGGUCUUUCGUAAAAAGAAAAGGACUGAAACUCAAGAAAGCAAAAAUUGACGACAAUGGCAAGUUCAGUUGCAUAGGGACCUAUAACAAUAAGAAAACUUCUUCACUAUAUUCUGAUUUCUUUUUCUUUUUCCCUGGAAUGGAACUGACCGGAAGUGACGGCGAAGAUGAUCCUUUUGAAGGAAGUAACGUUACUUUAAGCUGCCGGACUUACCAAUAUACCAAAAACUCUUAUCCACCAAAAUGGUCCUACCAAAUCAACAGAAACGGACUAAUGCAAAUAAUUGAUGAAAUUAAUCCCCCUGAAGGUAUUAAAAUAUCAAGACAGAAAUUUGACUAUGGUGGUAAGGCACUUCACGAAAAUCAACUUUACGUUUCCGACAUAAGCCCAAAUGCCUAUGCCUUUCAAUGCCAAGGAAGUGGAUUCACUGAAAAUAUUUCAUUUCGCGCUAAAGAAUUAAAUAGCGACUCAAAGCUUAAAUCUGUUCAACUGGAGAAGGAUAUCGCCCAAAACUUAACUUGCUUCAAAGGGUCUCAAAAUGCUCGUAUCAAAUGGUUUAAGGAUGGGAAAGAAUAUUUAGGACAAGUUUACUCCGAUAGUACCUCUUCAAUCUUACCGCUGCAAGGGAAGAUGGGGGAAAAUGGACGAUACGCUUGUCAGUGGAAAGUCAGUUUUCCAGGUGAUGUGAAAUACAGAAAUUUCACGGUUUCUGACAUCGAUAGAAUUCCAGAAAAUGACAAGCCUGUCAUCAUCGCCGUUUCUACAACAUUUGCAGUUUUACUAUUGAUUCUAAUUAUCGUCGUUGGAGUUAAAUUUUAUAACGACAAGAAACGACGAGUUUCACAGGAAGCAUUAAUUAGAUUACUGAAUGGAAAUGCCAAUCAAAUUAAUAACCAGUCACCAAUAGAAGACCAGGUAGAGUUCCUACCCUAUGAUAGACGCUGGGAAUUUCCAAGAAGUCGACUGAAACUCGGAGUCCAGCUUGGAGCUGGUUGCUUCGGCCGUGUAGUCAAAGCGGAAGCAGUGGGACUUAAAGGCUCAGAAGAAUCUGUCGAAACAGUGGCCGUCAAAAUGGUCCGGUCGGAAGCCAACGUCUCCGCAAUGGAAGCGCUCAUCAGUGAACUAAAAAUCCUCGUCUAUUUGGGAUCGCACCUCAACGUCGUCAAUCUGCUUGGAGCCUGCACUAAGCAAAUACACAAAGGAGAACUUUACUUUUAGUGAUCGUUGAAUAUUGUCGAUUCGGCAAUUUGCAAACGUUUUUGAUUAACCACAGGACCAAUUUUGUUAAUUUGGUGGAUGAAUUUGGAAACCUGAAAAUGCAAGACGAAAUGGAAAGUAAUAAUUUCA
Molecule: messenger RNA, 5138 nt
Organism: Daphnia pulex (common water flea)
Lineage: Eukaryota; Metazoa; Arthropoda; Branchiopoda; Diplostraca; Daphniidae
Product: platelet-derived growth factor receptor alpha-like
Exons: 16
Coding region: 3930-5009 (359 amino acids)
Biological process (GO): cell surface receptor protein tyrosine kinase signaling pathway; protein phosphorylation; positive regulation of kinase activity
Cellular component (GO): signaling receptor complex
Molecular function (GO): transmembrane receptor protein tyrosine kinase activity; ATP binding
Source: RefSeq, a predicted model, not a curated record